Molecule: messenger RNA, 578 nt
Organism: Bicyclus anynana (squinting bush brown)
Lineage: Eukaryota; Metazoa; Arthropoda; Insecta; Lepidoptera; Nymphalidae
Gene: LSm7
Product: U6 snRNA-associated Sm-like protein LSm7
Exons: 3
Coding region: 132-479 (115 amino acids)
Biological process (GO): mRNA splicing, via spliceosome; nuclear-transcribed mRNA catabolic process
Cellular component (GO): catalytic step 2 spliceosome; spliceosomal tri-snRNP complex; U2-type prespliceosome
Molecular function (GO): RNA binding
Source: RefSeq, a predicted model, not a curated record
UUGACGUCUUUCAUUUUUGAUUUUGUCUAUAAAAAAAAUGUGUAAAAUCUGAAAUCGUCAAAUAUCAAAGUUUUUGGAAUUUCCAUUUAUUUCACAGAUUUAUUUUAAUUUCAAAUUUACAAAAUCAAAACAUGGCUUCUAAAGAAGGCGACAAAAAUAAAAGCUCUCAAGGUGACAAUAAAGAAAAACGUAGAAAAGAGUCAAUCUUAGACCUAAGUAAAUAUCUUGAAAAGAGUAUACGUGUGAAAUUCGCUGGUGGUCGAGAAGCGGCCGGUAUACUGAAAGGUUAUGAUCCUCUUUUGAAUUUGGUACUGGAUAACACCACGGAAUAUCUAAGAGAUCCUGAUGACCCCUACAAACUAUUGGAAGAUACUAGAGCACUAGGUUUAGUUGUGUGCCGCGGCACAUCUGUUGUACUCAUAUGCCCCAUGGACGGAAUGGAGGCAAUUCCAAACCCUUUCAUCACCCAGGAAGGAUAGCUGUAUAUUAUAUUUUGUUUUUUCUAUUAUAGCUCUUAAUAUAGAAUAUAAGUAAAUGAUAAGGUAAAAAUUACAUUUAAUAUAAAAAAAAAAAUUCUA